Messenger RNA from Fundulus heteroclitus (mummichog), 2916 nucleotides. RefSeq names its product RAB14, member RAS oncogene family, like (gene rab14l). Gene Ontology annotation, molecular function: GTPase activity; GTP binding. The record is from RefSeq and is a predicted model, not a curated record. Gene Ontology annotation, biological process: defense response to bacterium; endocytic recycling; Golgi to endosome transport. Gene Ontology annotation, cellular component: phagocytic vesicle; recycling endosome; Golgi apparatus. Bases 149 to 796 code for a protein of 215 amino acids. NCBI's taxonomy places the organism in Eukaryota, Metazoa, Chordata, Actinopteri, Cyprinodontiformes, Fundulidae. The transcript is spliced from 8 exons.
CGCAUACGAGGUUCUUUGUCCCAGAAGCCCAUUGUAUAGAGCUGAGGAAACCCUGUGCCGCGAGCAGCCAUCUUGAGCCAGGAUAACCUGCAAACCUCUUCUGAACAGCUCCAAAAAAACGCCUGAAAGAUUGAAUUCCUGAGCCACGAUGGCCACCGCACCAUAUAACUACUCCUACAUUUUCAAAUACAUCAUUAUUGGGGACAUGGGGGUAGGAAAGUCCUGUUUGCUUCAUCAGUUCACAGAAAAGAAAUUUAUGGCGGACUGCCCUCAUACAAUCGGCGUGGAGUUUGGUACGAGGAUAAUCGAGGUGAGCGGACAGAAAAUCAAGCUGCAGAUUUGGGACACGGCGGGCCAGGAGCGCUUCAGGGCCGUCACCCGCUCCUACUACCGCGGGGCCGCAGGGGCGCUCAUGGUCUACGACAUCACCAGGAGAAGCACUUACAACCACCUGAGCAGCUGGCUUACCGACGCCAGAAACCUCACCAACCCCAACACCGUCAUCAUCCUCAUAGGAAACAAAGCCGACUUGGAGGCCCAGAGGGAUGUGACGUACGAGGAAGCGAAGCAGUUUGCUGAGGAGAACGGUUUAUUGUUCCUGGAAGCCAGUGCAAAAACAGGCGAAAAUGUUGAGGACGCCUUCCUUGAAGCUGCUAAGAAAAUCUACCAGAACAUCCAAGAUGGCAGUCUGGACCUGAACGCCGCAGAGUCAGGGGUGCAGCACAAGCCCUCGGCGCCUCAGGGCGGUCGACUAACCAGUGAACCCCAGCCCCAAAGGGAAGGUUGUGGCUGCUAAUGACCAAGCAGAACCCCUACCCUCCUCCUCCUCCUCCUCCCCAGCGCCCUCCCUUCUUCAUCAUCUGUUCUGGCCGGCCUCCCUUGAGCAAACCCCUCCAUCCAUUCCAGCGCCUUCGUACCUUCAUCCCUCACCGCACCAGGAGCUGCAUGAGAGCGAGGCCGCAGAGGAAAGGAAGGGCAAACGUCGACUUACGCCAGACUGAGCUGGGCUGUGUGGACUACAUCUCUCCCUCCGCCCGUCUCUCUUUGUUCCUGUCUCACUCCUCUUUCAACUAUCGGUGUACUUUUGUCCACUCCUCCUCCUCCUCCUCCUCCAUCAUUCAGUCUAGUCCCCUCGCCUCCCAACAUCAGUAGGAUUGUAGUGGUCUCUGACACUUUAGAUAGACUCAAUGUUCAAUCGAUAAUAAAGCAAGACUGUUUUUUUUUUUUUUAUGUUCGGUUUUAUAUAGACAUAUAUGUAUGAAAUAUACACUGCAGAAGUUUCACGCGCCACUUAUCAAUUUUGUAUAAAUCGAAUCUGAAUGACAUCCCGAAACUCUUCAAACGCAUGGUUUAUGAUUCCUACUUUCCACCUGCAGAUAAGAGAGAGAGAGAGAGAGAGAGAGAGAGCAGAAGGUCAUGAAGUUAAUUUAUUAAGCAGCCACACAGAUCCAGCAGGAAGGAGUAGUUAAGUACGCUUUCCCUUUCCUGCUCGGCACAGAAGUAGCCUAUUUUUUUUUUCUUUUUGUCAUUUCUGAGGAACUCAGGAGAGAUGCAGUGAAGAAAAAAUAAAUAAAUCUUGUAUAGAAACAAGAAAUAAGCGCCACAGAUGUUAGGAAUUACCCUACUGCUGCUUCUUCUUCUUCUUUGGUGUUUUCCAGCUGGUAUGAAAUACUGGAUGGGUGUCUCACUCAGACGUCACUUUAAUCAGAAUUCACAUCGCUUUCCUUUCUCCGCCUCUGCCUCAUGCGUCCGACCCCCCCCCCCCCCCCCCCCCCCCCCCCCCCCCCGCCAAACUCUCCCCUCACCAUCAUGUCGACACGUCUCUUACCAGCAUUUUGUUUUUUGGUCAUCGUUGCCUUACUAGAACACUUUCUUUUUAGCCUUUUUCUUUGUGGCACUUACUCUCUCCAGGCUAGCGCUGGCGAUCCAGUAAAUGAGCUCUUCUGGGAUCGCGCUUGCACUCUGAAAGUAAAAUACGUUUUUUUGUUUUGUUUGUUUUUGUGUGUGUUCAAAGCAAACGUCUCCCUGUUUCUUAAAGCUGCACCGAAGAGCUGAUCCGUUUAUCCGGACUCAUCCCGACACCAAGCGGCAUGACCCCCCCUUCCUCCCCCCGAUCCCAUCUGAAACAUGAAGUUGUAAAACAAAAUUGUUCAUUUCCUUCAAGUACAAUUUCUCUGUAACAUAGCAGUUCCCUGACUGAACAGCUGUAUAUAUUAUAUUGCUUCUUAAGCGCUGGUGAUGACCCUGCUACUGUACUUUUGGUUCAAGAAAUGUAUCCGGUGGCUCCGCCAAGAUCUGUACAGUGGGUGUGCUAGUGGGUUGCCUGUAAUUCAUGCUUGGGGGGGGGGGGGGGGAAUUCUGUAACAUAGUUUCUAUUAAUAAAUGUAUGUAAAGGACAGAGCCGGGCAAGCCGUCUGCACACUACAGAGUUAGCUGAGGGGGGAGAGAGAGAAAGAGGUCUGAGAUGCGCAGGUGUUGUGUCGUCAUUUCUGUACAGAUUAUAGAGAGCAGGGGGCGUGUUUGUGUCCGGUUUGCUUCAUUUUUUUCCCACCCCAUCAAGGCUGCUUCCUGCUGGAGGAGCCCUGCAGCGACGUCUUAACUUCUUUUUUUAUUAUUAUUAUUUUGGCAGCAGGGAUUGGUUUAUUAUUGUGAGUUGGGCGGGCUUCCUUUGUCCCCGGUGUCCCACCUCUUUGCAAAUCGAGUGACCACUUCCUGCUUUGUCUGUCCACAAGUUAAAAAGGAAAAAAAAAAAAAAAAACGAAACAAAAAAAAGCAAAACAAGUAAAUAUGUAUAAAUUUUUAAGAAGCUGUGCUAACAUUUAAAUGCGUUCUUUGCGUGUAUAUGAUUUUAAAAUGUUGACAUUUUGAUUUUAAUGACGAAAUACUCUAGUCAGAAAAAUAAAUUAUACAUAACCU